GUUCAUCGUCAAAAUGGGUCUUCUCCAUAGCUGCAUGCGGAAGCGAAGUAACAAAGUUGGCAUUAUGACCGACGAAGAAGAAGAAGCUUACAAGAAAAUAGAAAGAGAGCUGAAAAACGAAGUACUGGAGGAAUCUAUUCAGAACAAGCCUCUCCCGUGGUUAAUGUUUAGCUCUACAUCGUCAGAACGUGAGAAGGCUUAUACAAACCUUGCUCAGGGAGAUGAAAUUUCUGAUGUUGUAAAGAAAAAAGAUGGAAUAGCUUUCAACCUUGACUUUAAGUCUGCUCUUCCGGCAAAACUUCCACCCAUCAAGAUCACUUCUACCAGAUUAGUUCAAGAGGAUUAUGACAAGUGGAAAGAGGCAAGAGACAAAAGAUUGAUGGAAAAACUGGAGAAAGCAAAGAUUAGAAGGGAAGCGGUGCUGCAGAAGCGAAAAAUUGCAGCAAAAAGACCACAGACAGCUCAAAGCCGAUAUUUCAGUGAAGGAUAAACGGAAUUAAAGGACUCGCAAAUAUACUUGUUAAAGGACAACAGAUGUCCAUAAUCGGCAAUUCCUUUAAAAUAUUUUUAUUACUUUCUUUAAUUGACUUGCCUAGUUUGCGUUCUUUAAAAUCAUUUAUUAACAUUAAAUUUUGAAGCUUACCAAUUUAUCUAACGUUCAUCUAAGAUUUUUUAUAUAUCGGGAAAAAAAUUGUACAUAGUCUCUAAAAUUUUUGUAUGAACUCUUGAAUUGAAGGAACUUCUGUUACAUAUACUGAUAUCCUAA
This is a messenger RNA of Saccostrea echinata, 766 nucleotides long. RefSeq lists its product as uncharacterized. The transcript is spliced from 2 exons. Bases 14 to 490 code for a protein of 158 amino acids. Lineage: Eukaryota; Metazoa; Mollusca; Bivalvia; Ostreida; Ostreidae. The record is from RefSeq and is a predicted model, not a curated record.